UGGAACCGCGGCCCGCUCGGACGUCACCUUCUCCCUUCACUAUUAUCGAUUUUGACAAUUUUAUUAAUAUGACCGCGCCGCGAAGUAUUGGAAUUUCGGGUGGUUUCUGUUUUGACGUCUUCUUACGUACGAUUCUGGCAAUCAUAUACGUGGAGCUAGAAAAUGCAGAACCGUUUAUAAGAAGAAUCCACGAAGAUGAAUUAUGGUUGUACAGAAACCCUCGAACGGAUCCCUAUGUGCCGACUACUUUAUUAUGGCCACUUGUAUUUAUUUUCCCCACUAUUGCCAUCUGUCUUGCAUUCUUAAUAAAUAAAGACAAGUUCGAUGCUUGUCAAUCGGUCUUUGCCGUGACGUUGGCUUUAGGAUUAAAUGGUGUACUUACGGAUGUAUUGAAACUAAUUGUGGGCAGGCCAAGACCAGAUUUUUAUUGGAGAUGUUUCCCGGAUGGACGAGUAAAUACCGAGUUUAAAUGUACCGGAAAUCCUAGCGAUGUCAAAGAUGGACGAAUGUCAUUUCCCAGUGGACAUUCCUCGUUUGCAUUUGCGAGUCUUGGUUUCGUCGCGUUAUACUCGGCUGGAAAGCUUCACACGUUCAGUCUAGGAGGAAAAGGGCAAUCUUGGAAGCUAUGUAUUUUCCUGUUUCCUCUCUGCAUCGCUCUCGCCAUAGCAAUAAGCAGAACUUGUGAUUAUCAUCACCACUGGCAAGAUGUGACGGUGGGUUCGACGAUAGGAUUUUGUUUGGCAUAUUUAUGUUACCGACAUUAUUAUCCACCAUUGGAUUCCCAGUUCUGUCAUCGACCGUAUAACACUCUUAUCCCACAAACCGACGCUGACAACAUGAAAACCACAAAGUCUGAGAUGAUUAAAUGGAUUUAAUCGUGAUAUCGAGGUUCGAUCUCUGCGAGACCGGACUGG
Molecule: messenger RNA, 914 nt
Organism: Orussus abietinus
Lineage: Eukaryota; Metazoa; Arthropoda; Insecta; Hymenoptera; Orussidae
Product: phospholipid phosphatase 5
Exons: 6
Coding region: 69-875 (268 amino acids)
Biological process (GO): phospholipid metabolic process
Molecular function (GO): phosphatidate phosphatase activity
Source: RefSeq, a predicted model, not a curated record